Messenger RNA from Cydia fagiglandana, 1765 nucleotides. Its product is annotated as leucine-rich repeat-containing protein 74B-like. The record is from RefSeq and is a predicted model, not a curated record. Bases 25 to 1707 code for a protein of 560 amino acids. NCBI's taxonomy places the organism in Eukaryota, Metazoa, Arthropoda, Insecta, Lepidoptera, Tortricidae. Gene Ontology annotation, molecular function: protein binding. The transcript has a single exon.
AUACGUUUGAAAUUAUUUUCCAUCAUGUCUAGCAGCGAGUCUGCUGAGACCGUGGAGGUCUUACAACUAAAAUCCCAAGAGUCCGUGGAGUCAGUUGAACCAUCCAUGUCUGAAUGGUCUUCACUCGUUAUCGAUGUAGAACCCCCUAAUCCGAAGAGAGUAUUAUACGAAGAGGGUCUCUACGACCCAGGAAGUGGAGAAAUAUGUGCCGCUUACGUCGCCCAGUCUGACAGCGCAGUCUUCAGACAUGUUUACUACAAUUACCCCUGCGUCUCCGACCCUGGGAUAUCAGACGCGUUGUUAGGACCAGCGCCUAAACCCGUCUACCCUGACGACGGCCAAGAACUGUACUUAGCUUUAUGUAAGCAGAUGAAUCAGACCCCGGUUCGAAUUUUCCUCAGAGCGCUGCUCGGAACUAAGGCAGACUUGAGCUAUUACUGCGUUAAUCCUUAUGGCAUCCAAGCUAUGACCAAGAGUCUAAUCAACAAUAAAACACUUACCAGUAUUAAUUUGACGGACAACUUUUUAAACGACGACGCCUGCUUCCACUUAGGUGAGAUGUUAACGACUAAUACCAUUUUAACUGAGUUAAAUCUUGCGGGAUGUAGGAUUGGGCCGAGCGGAUCUCUCAGGCUAUGUGCGGGACUGGCAAAGAACAGGGCUUUAAUGGUGCUCAAUCUCAGUCGGAAUCAGUUGGGUGAUGGUGGUACUGAUCACUUCAGUCAAGCUAUAUUCUCCAAAUCUCGUGUUCAGGAAGUUAAUCUUUCCAGCAAUAGUAUCAGCGGAAAAGGUGCACAAACUCUUUCUGAGGCUUUAGAGUGGAACAACCAAAUAACACACUUAGACCUCUCCCGCAACCUUCUGUAUUCCUUCCCUUCCGGACUCUGCAACCUACUCAUUGAGUUAAGCAACAGCCAGUUACUUAAAUUUAUAAACUUAUCAUGGAACAGUUUAAGCGGCACCAAAUUAUCCGACGGGAUAAAACAGAUUUUCAAGGCUAAAAACUUGCAACAUUUAGAUAUCAGCAAUAACAGGCUAUCGACCACAGAAGUCGCAAUGGACCUGACUGUCUCUAUGGCAAAACCCAAGAAAAUGGUCACUUAUGACGUUUCAUACAACCCGAUUACGUCGACGGAUUCCAUACUCUUUAUAAAUAAAUUACAAUCCAAGUUUGUUAAAAUACAGAAACUUUAUAUGGACGGUAUUCCUGUAAAUGUAGAAUUUAUACAAAUUUUAAACGCUAUGAAGCUAUUACCAAAUAAACAAAAUGUAGAAGUAACUUACGGAUAUGUAGAAGGAUUACACAAAGCAGCAAGUCCCGACCCGAGAGAAACGGUUCUGAAUAGAGUAGAGUUUAUUUGCAAGAAACCUAAGAAAAAUAAAGUGGAUAUAGCUCUAGUGAUUUACCAAUUACUGAAGGAGGGAAGAAAUAUACUAGAUACUAAGGAAUUGACUGAAGCGAUUGAAUUUGCAGGAGUUUCUUUAGAUAACGGGCUUAUAGCAGAGUUGGCUAACGUUUUCCCUGGGCCUAUCUCUAAAAAGGGGGCAAAGAGGGUUAAUAUUGCGAUGAUGGGGGAGUAUAUGAAGAGGAAGUGGCCUGAGAGGAAGCUGCCACCGACGCCGCCGCCUGAACCGGAGCCAAUCCCUGUUCCAGAGAAGGGGAAGAAAGGGAAAGAAGCUAAGGGGAAGGGGAAGGGAAAGAAGUAGAUCAUAUUUACACCGAAAUUAAGUGAAUGGUAUUGCUUUGGAUGUCAUAACGACGCUA